Molecule: messenger RNA, 1626 nt
Organism: Penicillium canariense
Lineage: Eukaryota; Fungi; Ascomycota; Eurotiomycetes; Eurotiales; Aspergillaceae
Exons: 8
Coding region: 1-1626 (541 amino acids)
Source: RefSeq, a predicted model, not a curated record
AUGGCCCUGCGCACGUCUGCCGAGGAGGCUGAGCACGCCGCGGACGGCUUCAGCACUUUCCGUACCCCUCUUCCCGAACACUCGACGGAGAUCACCAGUCUGAUCUCGGAUUUCUACGCCCUCAGUUCAUCACUGUCGAGCCUGGACGACCUCUCCAAGGAUUCGCGCUAUCGCCGUAGAUGGGCGCUUGCCCAGCCAGAUGUGGAACUGGUGCGCUCGAGUCUGAAGUACACUGUCGAGGAUAUCUUGGAUUUCUUCAACCGCUUGGAUGGCGGUAGGGCCUCGCCGGACACGUAUCAGCGAACCUGGCUGGCUAUAGACAAGUUUUUCUGGAAUGAGUCCCAGUACUCCCUAGGCACGCGCUUGGCGAAAUAUAAAACAUUCCUCCGGGAACUCGGCGACUCGGUGAAAGACCUACGCCACGAAUCCCCUCUCCUCACAGGGUAUCGAAAUGGCAUGAAGGCGUUACUCGCGGAACAGGACAAGCGCCUGGCUCCGCGACUCGGCCGCCUGUCUCUGGGUCGCAACCCGCCGUCGACGAGCAGCACCAGCACCAGCACGGAUCUACCGAGUCCCAGGAGUGACCGUCGACCGCCACUGCGUCAACGGUCUUACGAGCGUUCUCGUCCGCCGCAUCUCUCCCCUACGUCGCCGUCGCCCUCGUCCGCUACCUUCUCUGAUUUCCCCCCGUCUGUCCCCGAAGUGCCGAGCUCGCCGCUGGGAUCUACAUCUGCAACCAACACCAGCCAAUCGACCCACUCGGAUGCCAUUCAGUACCACUGGAUCAAAGAAGUCUUCUCGACCCACGAGACCGAGACCCCAAUCCCCACAGGGCGGGAAGUGGCCGGAUGUUUUGGCGACCCGCAUGCUGGGAUUAAACCAUGGCUUCGGGACCAAGGAUUUGAGCUGCUUUUGCAGUUAGCCUUCAACGACGACUCGAACAUGACCGUAUACUUCUAUCUACGGGAAAGAGACCAUCGCGUCCGUAUUGUGUGCAAGGUUCCCCACAGAUCCCGCCCGAGCGACUACUUUUGUAUGCCUCUAAAUUUGUUGGAAGUUAUCCGAGAUGGGUCGUGUCUCCAGCUGUGCCGGAGGCGCAAUGGUGGAAGUGAGCUUAUUUUGUGGGCUAGUAUUCAAUUCACAACAAUCGAGAGCAUGGUUGCAUUCUACGUUGCGUUCUUAGCACUCCGCUCUCAAGACGCCGGUCAUCCGGUGGUCAACAUCCGUGACUAUGAGUUAGAUGGCGAACGAGAAAUUUAUGGCGGUCAAAUAUUUGACGACGACUACCCGCACGCUCUGCGUGUGUACCGUGACAAAGUAACCAAGGCUGUACGACUCCAGGCAUCCGUCCACAAGGGGGACAUGGACCACACCCCCGUCUGGACUGCCUUCGUUACACCCCACCUUGGCCGACGCCGCUGGCUGCGUAUUAUCGACGACCGAACCGUGAUAGUUCGCGAUCUAAAGCCUAUUGUUUUGAUGUCGGCGGACGACUAUACGCCACCGCAGACCAAUCGCGGCGAGCAUGUGCUGAAGUUCGCGACUCCCGAAGAUGCCGAUGACUUUUUGGAUCAAAUGGAAGCCCUAGCGGCGAAAUACCAGCGCGAAUACAUUGCCGUCCCCUAG